AUGAAGCGCCAGGUGUCUGGUGUGGACUGGAAGCAUGACAAGGGUGCCAGUGAAAACCCCAGUCAGACCCCACAGACCAGCUCCUCCUCUGCCCUUAAACCAGGCACAGACAAACUCCAUCCUCUUGGCUGGUGGGGAAACCACCAGGAAAACACGGCACAGACCUCAGAUAGUCGUGCUGUGCUGCUUCAAAGAAUCUCCUGUCAAGUGGGUGAAACAAGCAAGCGAGCAGAAGGAGAAUGGCAGAAAUGUGCACGUUGGCGCCAGCAUCCUCCUGCACAGGGCUGGUCCUUCUGCAGGCAGUCCUCUGUGUUUAGAAACGUAGAGCUGACCAACACGUGUCUGCUUGUGAAUGGCAGUUGUGUGGGAAGUCAGGAAAGCAAAGCCGACAACAGCACGUGGAUUCUUCCCAACUUGCCCAGUAAGUGCACAUGGACAGCUGCAACGCCUGCCACCAAGUCUCCACAUUCCUGUAUGCCCUUGCCAGAAGAAACAAAGAUCUUGCCCAACAUCCUGAAGAAAAUUGGCUGCACCCCAAUGGUCCGAGUCAACAAGAUUGGGAAGUCCUAUGGGCUCAAGUGUGAGCUCCUGGCAAAAUGUGAGUACUUCAAUGCAGGAGGCAGUGUGAAGGACCGCAUCAGCCUGAGGAUGGUGGAAGACGCAGAGAGAGCUGGGAUUAUAAAACCAGGAGACACACUGAUUGAACCCACUUCAGGAAACACAGGAAUCGGGCUGGCACUGGUAGCUGCAGUGAAAGGUUACCGCUGCAUCAUUGUCUUGCCGGAGAAAAUGAGCAUGGAGAAGGUCGAUAUUCUGAAGGCACUGGGUGUUGAAAUUGUGAGGACCCCAUGCACCCGCUUUGAUGCCCCGGAGUCUAACAUUCGUGUUGCCUGGAAGCUGAAAAAUGAAAUCCCAAACUCUCACAUCCUUGACCAGUACAGAAAUCCAAGCAACCCCCUGGCUCAUUACGACACCACAGCUGAGGAGAUCCUGGAGCAGUGUGAAGGCAAGGUCCACAUGGUGGUGAUUGGGUCUGGUACAGGAGGCACCGUCACUGGCGUUGCCAGGAAGCUGAAGGAGAAGUGUCCGGAGUGCAAGAUAAUUGGUGUAGAUCCUGACGGCUCCAUCGUUGCUCUGCCCAGUGAGAUGAACAGGACGAACACCACAGUCAUUGAAGUGGAGGGCAUUGGGCAUGACUUUAUCCCUACUGUCCUUGACAGAUCAGUGGUUGAUCAGUGGUAUAAAUGCAAUGACAGAGACUCGUUCCUCAUGUCUCGCAGGCUGAUCAGAGAGGAGGGGUUAUUGUGCGGUGGCAGCUCGGGCAGUGCCAUGUCUGUUGCUGUGCAGGCUGCCAGGGACCUGAAGGAAGGUCAGCGCUGUGUCGUCAUCCUGCCUGACUCCGUCAGGAACUACAUGUCCAAAUUUUUGAAUGAUAAGUGGAUGAUAAAAAAUGGUUUCCUAAAUGAUGUCCAGGAGCACAAGCCUUGGUGGUGGAACAUCAAGGUGCAGAAACUGAAUCUCUCAGCCCCUCUCAUUCUACUCCCAGAAGUCAGCUGUCAAAAGGCAAUUGAGAUCCUCCAAGAGAAGGGAUAUGACCAAGCUCCUGUUGUUGCUGACUCGGGACUUAUUUUGGGAAUGGUGACCCUCAGCAACACCCUCACCUCAGUUCUGGCUGGAAACGCACAGUUCUCAGACCCCGUUACGAAGGUCAUCUAUGACCAGUUCUCAAAGAUUGGCCUGGAGGACAGCCUUGGGAAGCUUUCCUCCAUCCUGGAGAACGACCAUUUUGCUAUUGUUGUACAUGAGCAAAUGCAGUUCAAUGGAAAUGGCAGUUCCUUCAUGAAGCAGAUGGUAUUUGGUGUGGUCACAGCAGUGGACCUCCUCACCUUUGUCAGCAGAAACGACAAGAAGUAGCACAGCGAUGUGGCUGCGCCCACCUCCACUCCUCCUGCAGGGCCAGCUGCACCCUCCAAGCCCGAACCACACGGCCGACGGUGCCUUCUGGUCUAAUCCAGCUCAUAGUUUCUCAAAAUGACUAGGGGAAAAUUGUAAUGUAAUAACCAUUUGUCUGCUAAAUGCCACCCAGAAUAUC
Messenger RNA from Athene cunicularia (burrowing owl), 2092 nucleotides. Its product is annotated as cystathionine beta-synthase-like. Gene Ontology annotation, molecular function: cystathionine beta-synthase activity; cysteine synthase activity. The record is from RefSeq and is a predicted model, not a curated record. Lineage: Eukaryota; Metazoa; Chordata; Aves; Strigiformes; Strigidae. The transcript has 19 exons. The coding region runs from base 1 to 1914 and encodes 637 amino acids. Gene Ontology annotation, cellular component: cytoplasm.